GGUAUCUUCUUUGCAACUUCGACAUUUGACAGGCGUAUUUGGAGGCACAUUAUAAUUUUUGCGACAAUUAUUGCAAGUAGCUGUCCACAAAGAUCUGUUGUCUCCCAAAUAUUUCAGAUAGCCAGCAACCCAACAACUUACGUAUCUGAUGGAAGCAAUUGCGCGUUGAACGGUGACUAUCUCACUGGAAGAUGGGUAUGGAAACAACUUGUCUGUGUCCUUAUACAUGCCUUCCUCCACAAGCUUCAUAACAGUUGCUUUGUUGUCAGCGUACCUAUUAAAGAGUAUGUGAGAAACAACCAAAAGGUGUGGUGUAAUAUUACAAUUAUUAUAUUGGAAAUUGUGCAAUACGUACCAUUGCUUCAAUCUGUCAGCAGCUACUAUUGGUGGAUUUAUCAUUAA
Molecule: messenger RNA, 402 nt
Organism: Striga asiatica
Lineage: Eukaryota; Viridiplantae; Streptophyta; Magnoliopsida; Lamiales; Orobanchaceae
Source: the annotation of a GenBank genome assembly